Cololabis saira (Pacific saury) is the source of this 3878-nucleotide messenger RNA. RefSeq names its product protein NLRC3-like. NCBI's taxonomy places the organism in Eukaryota, Metazoa, Chordata, Actinopteri, Beloniformes, Belonidae. Bases 1168 to 3441 code for a protein of 757 amino acids. The record is from RefSeq and is a predicted model, not a curated record. The transcript is spliced from 5 exons.
ACCUUUUGUAAGACUUUGGUUUUAUAUUUGUUCUAACCGGUGACUACUCACAAAACAGAAUAUUGCAUUUCUAUUGGCUGCUGUAUGUAGAAUAAAUAUACGGUCACUCAGUGAAAGUUUACAAGUCACUGGACCUUUGAGCAACACAGGCUUUUGACCAGCAUAAUUUUUUUCUAUUUACAAAAGUUAAGGAUUUGGUUCUGUAUUCUGUAUUAUUUUUCAGUUUUUUGGAGUAAACAUACAAAAGAAGAACUUUGCGUUAAGACCUUUCCUUUCCGUCAUCGGUGUGCUGAGUGCAAAAAACGUUAUGGUCCAAAGCUGGUGAGGCAGAUGCUGCUUCAACCACAGAUCAGAAACACAGUGAUGAUCAGCUGGUGAUUAGUUUUCUUCAUCAAACUGUGAGGUGUUUUUAUUUCCUGGAAUGAAGCUGUCGUCUGCAGCAUUAAAGUCAGUUUGGUUCCUGGAAGAAGUUGUUCUUUGGUACUUGUGUAACUACUGAAGAUGGGGUAUCUUCGUCCAGAAGUCUUCGUGCCUGAACUUCCAAUAGUAUCAAUGUUGACACCGAAGUUCCCCAGAGGUUCAUGCAGACAGGGGUCAGAAACAACAGGCUGAUUAACUGAAACAUUUUUACUGAGACACGUAAAAGAAGAUCCUUCUUCCAGGUCAUAAGACACACCCAGCACUCUGGACUCUGAACUCUGUCAAUCAUCAAACCUUGUAUCACAUUUAUUACUUGUUUGCACUGGAUACAGCAUGUUUAUAUCUCCUUAUAUUUGCACAUUGAACCUUUGUCUCUGCAGAUCAACCUCUGAGCUUCCUCGCAUUUACAACAAGGUUUUCGAGUCUACAGUAAAAACUCUGUUCACAGAAUCACAUGAUUGUUGUUUCACACUUGUUCCAGCUAGUUACAGCAUGUUAGUCUUGAUGGACUGGCUUGGUGGAGGACAGAUUGAUUACUCUGUGACCCUUUCCAACAUUUGAAAGAUAAGAAAGAAAGACAAAUAAAAAUAGUGCCAAGUGACCUCUACUGCUCAGUAGAAGCAAAAAAAAAAAAAGAGAGGAACAAACAGAGCAGGAUCAGCUGAUCUGUGUGCAACACCAGUGAUGUGUGUUUCCUCUGCAGGUGAAGGUGUGUGUGUGAGGUGAUGUGGAGGUGAAUUCAGCAGAAUGGAUCAGUGUCAGGACGGAGAGGAGGGAGUCCCUCCCUCUAAAACCUCUCUGUGUGGGGAACAUGAGAGUCGGAGCAAAGCUCAGAGGAAUCAACCUGGACCUGGACCUGUACCCAGCUGUGUGUCCUUGAAGAGCGACCACUCAAAAGGGAUGAUAAUUAUCUUUAAAGGAGACCAACAGUCUUCUUCAGAGAGAGUGGACCAGCAGAGCUCAGAGCCUCCCAGCGGUCCGUCUGUCCAGCAGCAUCAGACACAGCUGGACUCCAUAUUUCUGCUACUGGAGGACAACAUUGUCAUGUAUGUGAAGAACGAGCUGAAGAAGAUCCAGAGAGUUCUGAGUCCAGAUUACCCAGAAUGCCUAGAGCAUCUGUUGGAGGGUGAGGAUGAAGAGCAGACGAGGAGCAGCAGAGAUGCGUUUGUGAAGAUCACAGUGAACUUCCUGAGGAGAAUGAAGCAGGAGGAGCUGGCUGAGCGUCUGCAGAGAAGUACUUUUGCUGCAGUUUCUAAAAAGCGUCUUAGGUCUAAGCUGAAGAAGAAGUCCCAGUGUGUGUUUGAGGGGAUUGUUAAAGCAGGAAACCCAACCCUUCUGAAGCAGAUCUACACAGAGCUCUACAUCACAGAGGGAGGGACUGGAGAGGUCAACAAUGAACAUGAAGUCAGACAGAUUGAAGCAGCUUCCAGGAAACCACACAGAGCAGAAACAACCAUCAGACAGAAAGACAUAUUUAAACUCCCACCUGGAAGAGAUGAACCAAUCAGAACAGUGAUGACGAAGGGAGUGGCUGGUAUCGGGAAAACAGUCCUGACACAGAAGUUCACUCUGGACUGGGCUGAAGGCAAAGCCAGCCAGGACAUCCAGUUCCUGCUUCCAUUGACCUUCAGAGAGCUGAAUGUGCUGAAAGACAGAAAGUUCAGCUUGGUGGAACUUGUUCAUCACUUCUUCACAGAAACCAGAGAAAUCUGCAGCUUUGAAGAGUUCCAGGUCGUGUUCAUCUUUGACGGUCUGGAUGAGAGUCGACUUCCUCUGGACUUCCACAACAAUGAGGUUGUGACUGAUGUUACAGAGUCCACCUCAGUGGAUGUGCUGCUGACAAACCUAAUCAGGGGGAACCUGCUUCCUUCUGCUCGUCUCUGGAUCACCACACGACCCGCAGCAGCCAAUCAGAUCCCUCCUGCGUGUGUCUCCAUGGUGACGGAGGUCAGAGGGUUCACUGACCCACAGAAGGAGGAAUACUUCAGGAAGAGGUUCAGAGAAGAGGAGCAGACCAGCAGGAUCAUCUCCCACAUCAAGACAUCACGAAGCGUCCACAUCAUGUGCCACAUCCCAGUCUUCUGCUGGAUCACUGCUACGGUCCUGGAGAAAGUUCUGGAAACCAGAGAUGGAGGGAUGCUGCCCAAGACCCUGACUGAGAUGUACAUCCACUUCCUGGUGGUCCAGGCCAAGCUGAAGAGGGUCAAGUAUGAUGGAGGAGCUGAGACGGAUCCACACUGGAGUCCAGAGAGCAGGAAGAUGGUGGAGUCUCUGGGAAAACUGGCUUUUGAACAGCUGCAGAAAGGAAACCUGAUCUUCUAUGAACCAGACCUGAGAGAGUGUGGCAUCGAUGUCAGAGAGGCUUCAGUGUACUCAGGAGUGUUCACCCAGAUAUUUAGAGAGGAGAGCAGCCUGUACCAGGACCAGGUCUUCUGCUUCAUCCAUCUGAGUGUUCAGGAGUUUCUGGCUGCUCUUCAUGUCCAUCAGACCUUCAUCAAGUCUGGAGUCAACCUGCUGGAGAAACAAAAGAACACCUCGUGGUGGUUUAAAACAAGAGCAGAGACUGACGUCCAUCAGAAGGCUGUGGACAAGGCCUUGCAGAGUCCAAACGGACACCUGGACUUGUUCCUCCGCUUCCUCCUGGGUCUUUCACUGGAGACCAAUCAGACUCUCCUACGAGGUCUGUUGGAAUCAGAACAAAGAAGUUCAAAGAACAAUCAGCACACAGUUGAAUACAUCAAGAAGAAGAUCAGUGAGGAUCUGUCUGCAGAGAAAAGCAUCAACCUGUUCCACUGUCUGAAUGAACUGAACGCUGGUUCUCUGGUGGAGGAGGUCCAACGGUCACUGAGGUCAGGACGUCUCUCCACAGAUAAACUGUCUCCUGCUCAGUGGUCGGCUCUGGUCUUCAUCUUACUGUCAUCAGAAGAUCUGGAGGUGUUUGACCUGAAGAAAUACUCAGCUUCAGAGGAGGUUCUACGGAGGCUGCUGCCGGUGGUCAAAGCCUCCAAGAAAGUUUUGUAAGGACCAACACGGACACAUCUGUUUUAAUUACAAUUACAUGUUGUGUUCUUGGAGGAAACCAGUUAAAUUCACUGUUCAACUAAGUUCAGGUUCAUGUGGGACCAGUUCUCAUCAAUAAUUCACCUCAGGAAACUUUACAUGCAGAGAGAGAAGAGAAGAGAAGAGAAGAGAAGCGAAAUGCAGCGAUCACUAUGAUCAAUACUUAUUAUUAGUUGAAAUAAUCAGCAUUCAUUGAUAUUAUAUCAUUUAUUUCUUUGUUAAAUGACAAUCAACUUUUAUAUAACCUCAUCAUUUCUCUUAAAAUCUCCUCUGCAGGUUGAGUGGUUGUAACCUCUCAGAGGACAUCUGUGCAGAUCUGUCCUCAGUUCUCAGCUCUCAGUCCUCCAGUCUGACAGAACUGGACCUGAGUAACAACCACCUGAAGAAUUCAGGACUGA